Messenger RNA from Gadus morhua (Atlantic cod), 11058 nucleotides. It is a transcript of the gene jmjd1cb, whose product is annotated as jumonji domain containing 1Cb. The transcript is spliced from 32 exons. Gene Ontology annotation, biological process: regulation of transcription by RNA polymerase II. Bases 222 to 9302 code for a protein of 3026 amino acids. NCBI's taxonomy places the organism in Eukaryota, Metazoa, Chordata, Actinopteri, Gadiformes, Gadidae. Gene Ontology annotation, cellular component: chromatin; histone deacetylase complex. The record is from RefSeq and is a predicted model, not a curated record. Gene Ontology annotation, molecular function: transcription coregulator activity; histone H3K9 demethylase activity; chromatin DNA binding.
ACCGCUUCACUCAGAGCGAACAGAGACGAACGUUGAGCGGGCGGAGGAGACGCUAGAUAUUUAAACCCCCCGGGUCGUUUUGCAGAUUUUACUCACACAUAUCGGCUCUUUUUUGUUUUCUUUAUUUGGUAUGAUUCAAGAGCUGGUUUCAUGUAGUAAAUGACAGAUCGUUAAGGGCGUCGUUGUCAAGGUUUGUCGAGGUUUGGGACCAGUGAAGGGCCAUGGCAGCCGAGGCUCGGCCGGAGCUGGUCGGGAAGCGGUUCCUCUGCGUGAGCGGGGACGAGCCGCCGGGGAGCGGGGACAUCGGCCGGUGGCCCUGGAGGUCCGGGGUCAUACGAGCCGUCAGCCACCGGGACAACGACAACCCCGACCUCACGGUGUACGUGGAGUUUGACGACCAGGAAUGGGAGAAGCGAGAGUGGGUCAAGGUCUACGAGGACUUCCAGCUGUUCCUGCUGCAGCACCAGCUGGUCUGGGCCAGGAGGCAGGAGGGUGGGGGGGAGAGGGAGCAGGGGGGAGGGGGCCCGAUGCAGGGGACCAAGGCCAAACACAUACAGUGGCCCGCCCUGGCAUUCAAACCAUUGGUUUGGAAGAGCUUGCUGUCCUCUGUAACAGCAGUGGAGUUCCUUUUAGACCGCCAGCUGGACUUCCUGUCCGACCCUUCAGCGUACCAGCCCUACCAGGAUGAAGUGGACAGCCAGAGCCCUGUACUAAGAGACAACCCCCAGCUCCAUGAAGAGGUGAAGGGCUGGCUCAAAGACCAGAAGGCUCAGGAAAUCUUCAUGCAAGGUCCUUAUUCGCUGAAUGGCUACCGUGUGCGCGUGUACAGACAAGACUCAGCCACCCAGUGGUUCACUGGCAUCAUUACUCACCAUGACCUCUUCAGUAGAAACAUGGUCGUCAUGAAUGAUCAGGUGCUGGAACCUCAGAACGUGGACCCCUCAAUGAUCCAGAUGACCUUCCUAGACGACGUGGUCCACUCGCUGCUGAAGGGAGAGAAUAUCGGCAUCACCUCAAGACGGAGGUCCAGAUCCAGCCAAAACAACAACAACAACAACAGCAGCGGCAGCAGCACGGUCCAUACGGCCGGAGGGAGAGGCGGCGGAACCCCUGGCAACACUCAGGGUCACUACACACGAGCCCAGGCCAACAGCCCGCGGCCCAUCACAAACUCAUCAGGAAGUGCUGCAAAGGGCUCCCAGGGGGCCAUGGCCUCUCAGCAGCAGAGCCAGGCCCAGCCAGGCAGCCAAUCGGCCGGCCACGCCCACUCCCCCGGGGCCCGGGACCAGCGCGGGGCCCGCUCUUCCAGGAGGAAGGGGUCGGACAGCAGCGUCCCCGAGGAGGAGAAGGAGAGGAGGGAGGAGCCGGGGAGAGAUUCCAAGCCCAAGGUCAAGCCGACCGUCAACAAGCGGCGCAAGACCGAGGAACAGGAGAAAAAGGCCAGCCUGAAGAGGCUGAAGACAGAGACGACCUCGGACCUGUCGGAGAGCAGCGACAGUGAGCACCCCCACAACAAGAGGACCAUCCACUCCUCCUGCUCCUCUUCCUCCUCGUCCUCCUCCUCCUCUUCGUCCUCGUCCUCCUCUUCGUCUGAGCCCAACUCGGAGAACGAGUUGAAGAGCCGCGGCGGGGAGCUAAUCGCCAGCAGCGUUUCCAAAAUGGAGGAGGACGAGAAGCCGGUGGCGUUGACCGCCGGCUCUAAACUCAGCGAGUCGCCGUCGCUCGCUGGCCGGCUAUCGCCGUGGGCCGAGGUCCGAGGGUCGGAGGACACUAGGAAGGGCUGCGUGGUGAAAGAGACGGGCCCCUCGGAGACAAAGGAGGAACAGGAGCUGACGGCGGUGACGCAGCUCCCUCGGUCACCACGGCAACACCUGGCCCCCCUGCUGAGCACGGCGGUCCAGGGCUGCAUCAUGGAGAGCACCAAGAGCACUGUGAACGCCACUCCUCGGUCCCAGACGCCCUCGGCCACGUCCUCGUCUCAUCUCCAUAGCAACAGCGUGAUGGACAUCACGGAGGAGGCCCAGGCGACGGUGCACCGCGAGAGCUCGGAGGCCGUGUCGGCGCUGCUGGCCUCCCAGGAGUCCACAGCCCUUUCUCCCUACCUCCCCCUCAACCCCUCCCCCGUCUCCUCUCCCCCCGUACCCCCGUCCCCCUCUCCCUCCGAGGGCGGACGCCGUGGGCCGGACAUCGAGCCCGCGCCGCCGCCGCCACCGCCUGUGCCUGCGCCCGUACCACCUGCUUCACCGGGGCAGGGCACCAUGGGAGCUAGCACGAUGGGAGCCGGCCCCGUAGGAGCUGGCCCCAUAGCAACUGGCCCUGUAGGAGCUGGCCCCAUACUAGCUGGACCCAUACUAGCUGGCACCGUAGGAGCUGGCCCCAUGGGAGCUGGCCCCAUGGGAGCUGGCCCCAUGGGAGCUGGCCCCAUGGGAGCUGGCCCCAUUGGAGCUGGCCCCACACUAGCUGGCCCCAUGGGAGUUGGCCCCACACUAGCUGGCCCCAUGGGAGUUGGCCCCUUGGGAGUUGGCCCCACACUAGCUGGCCCAAUGGGAGUUGGCCCCGUGGGAGUUGGCCCCGUGGGAGCUGGCCCCAUAGCAGCAGUCCGCAGCUUAGGCAACAAGAUGGAGUUUGCCCACUCCGAGGUCAUCAGACCGCUGACCUCCGUGUCCGAGCCUGCAGUGCCAGUGGAAAAAGAGAAAACUCCCCUACAACACCCCCAUAACCAUCUCAAUCAUCAUCCUCUUCCUCAUCAUCAGCAGCAUCACCACCUCCAGCCCACGCAGCAGCACCCACAACACUACACAGGCCUCCUGCCAUGCAUCAAGAGCCCUUCUCCCUCAGAAGAGACCAGGAAACACCAACAGUCCCCAUCCCACAAGGUAAAGGCACAUCCUGCCGCCGAGCUGUGCAAACCAAGAGUCAGCCCCAGCCCCAAACCGCAGAACCACCACAGCCACCCCUACCACAGCGCCGGCAUGGCCCUGCUCCCCUCUGACCUGCUCAAAGCAAAGGCCCAGCAGGCGCUCCUGGACAGCUCCAAACCCAAACCCCACACCUCCCCCGAGGUCUCCAGGCAUAAAAUGCCUAAAUACUCAGACACCCCUCCCUCCCCGAUAGCCCGCGCAGGGGCCAAGCCGGAGCCGCCGGACGCCCCGCGCUCCGGCUUCAAGCCGCUCCACCCACGCGCCGAGUCGGGCAGCUCCAACGGCAGCAACUACACCAAGAGCCCCCUCAUCAUCGACAAGAACGAGACCUUCACCGUGUACCGCGACCCGGCGCUCGUGCGCACCGACGCCGAGAACUCUGUGGCCAACGCGGCCAGCGUCUCCUCCAACCACGUCGGGGCCUACCUCCACCCUCAUUUGCACUCUCUUCACUCCCAGUCUCCGCACUCCACAUCUCACCCGCACAUCCUCCACCCGCCCCCGCCGCCCUCCUCGGCUCUCCCCCACCUGCUGCCUCCGGGAGUGCUCCCCGCCAUGCCCCCGCCUCACACCGCCUCUCUCCUGGCUUCCCACCCCCGGCUGGACUCCCCAGGAGCGCUGGGGCACCUGGCCCUGGCCCACGGACACCCGGCACCGUCACACCAGCAGCAGUUCAUGCAGGCCCAGGUCCCACCUCCUCCUUCACUCCUGGCCCAGGCCCAUGGCGGGGCGGCCGGGCUGGGCCUGUACCCGAUCCUCUGGCAGUACGCCAAUGGAGCGCCUGCCAGCUACCCUCCAGGCCUCAACCUCCCCCCGGGCACCAAGUGGGUCCAUCCAGAGAGCGCAGCGGCCGCCGUCAACGCAGAGGCCUCCCUGAGGAGGAGCACGGCCAGCCCAUGGCUCCACCCCACCGUGGCCGGGGACGGCAUGUCCCUGCUGACCCACGUCCCGGUGCGGCCCGCCAGCGCAGACUCCCAGCGGCCCUCACUGAAGAUGAUGGGCGCCCACACCAGCCCACCCAUCUCCAGGAGCCGCGCAGAGCUGCACAAGGAUGACAUGGAUAAACAAGGCUUCAUGGACCCAAUCAGAACCUUGACGUUGGCCCAGCUUAAGCAAGAGCAUACAGACCGGAGUCGGACCCCCACUGGGAAAGAUGCCCAUCUCCACCGCCUCUACCUGGAAGCCCAGGGCAAGCAUGCACGCCUGGCCCAUACCCAGGACGCGGUGCAAGCGGCAGACAGAGCCAGCAAAUACAAGGAGGAGAACCGAAGGAUUCUCCAAGAGAGUAUCGAGGUGGCGCCGUUCACCGCCAAGAUCCACCGGCCUGCCGACCUGGGGCCCGAGAGAGAGCGGGACCGGGACAGAGACCGGGAGACGCACUUUCCUUCUCACCUCCCGUCCCUCACACCCCCCAACCCCAAGGCCGGCCAUCCCCAUCCGCACGCGGCCCAGUCGGAGAAGAGCAACUACUUCACCACGCUGUCCAACAGUGUGGUGAACGAGCCCCCCAGGCUGUACCCCACCAAGGAGCUCAACUCCUACUACGAUAAGGUCUCGGUCGGGGCCGUGGUCUCCAGCAUCGUGGCCACCCAGUCGGUGGCCGUCCAGGGGGCUCCUUCUCUUGGCAGCUACAGCUCCAAGGCCUCCCUCUCCAAGCCGCCUCCCCUCAUCAAGCACCAGCCUGAAGGCGGGGAGGGUCUGGCUGGCAAAAUCACAGAGCACCUCAGCCAGCAGGCCUCACUGGUCCAGCAACACCACGUGGUGGGGAUGGAGCGCCAUCAUCUGGAGCGCCGCAGCCCUUCAUCCUCCCUGAACCACCAUCAUCAUCCUCACCCACAGCAGCAACAACAACAGCAGCAGCAGCAUCAUCACAGGGGAAUGCCAUCUCUUCACCGAGCGCCCGUGUUCCAUCCACCCACACAGCAUGCGCUGGAGCGGAAGGAAGCUGCCGAGCGGGAGAGGGAGCGGGAGAGGGAGAGGGGCGGCUAUGGCGGCCGCUUGUCUCCGCCCACACUCACGCCCAUACAGCCAGUGAGCGCGACGGCGGCGGGAAGCAAGACGUCGGCGGAGCAGCAGAAACCUCCUACGCUGCUGCCGGAGACCAGGGAGGUCAAAGGGCAGGGGGCGGCUGGCACCGCCGCCACCAUCGGCUCUGCCGCCGCCGCCGCCGACAGGAUGGUGAUGACGUCGUCAGCAGAAGGCUGGAGGGGCCGCGAUGUGAGCCAGCAGGAGAAGGGAGCGGAGAGGGGAGUGUGGUUCCCCGGGGAGACUGCCUGCAGCUCACUAUGGGGCAAGCCUCACGCCGCCAUGGCCUCCGUCAUUGUGCGCCCGUCAACAUGCAUCAAAUACGAGGGGAGCCCUCCCCUGGGGGCUAACAGACUCCCUGCCAUGACCCAUAAGGAGCUGCCCCAAGGGAGGCUGUACUCAGCCAAGCCCCAGCCGGACUGUCCCAGGCCGAUGGAUGGUGUGAAGGAGCUGGGCUAUAGCCCAGGAAUGGGUAGAGUCAUACAGCCUAAUACCAACCUGGACGAUAUGUGUGCUCAGUACAAAAAGUCCACAUCAAUGUGUGGUAUGCAGAGAAAUACCGGAGCCAUCCACACUAAUGCACUGGACAGGACUGAGAUCUCCGCCACACUCAGCUCACCAGGAAAGCGUGGAAUAAGCGGUCCGGAUCUAGGCUGCUAUGUCUCAGCGAGAGGUGACCUCGCGGUUCAUAAAGCUGGCCAUGCCGGCCGUCCACUAGGCAACUCGGGUCUCUCUGAUCAAGAGGGCUUCGGGUCCCGCACCUCUUCUCCCGGCGUUUCCUGGCUUCCCCCUAGUCCGGUGGGAACGCCCCACCCCAGCCCGAGCAUCACUCCCAUGCCCAGCUCUGUCUCCAGCCCGAGCCAAGCCUUCUCUCCCUCUUUUGUUCACCUCAAGAAGCACAAAGCUGCCUUAGCUGCAGCCCAGUCCAGAAGCAGCUGCCCCAGCGCACCCCCCACCGCGGCUCCUGGAAGCUCCUCCAUUCCCCUCCAGUCGGCCGACAAGCCCAUCCCCAACAGCUCCCCUCCUCCCUCCUUCUCCAGCCAGGCCUCGACUUCCUCCAUGGACAGCAGCAGCUCGGCGAGUGGCCACACUACUCCGGGCAAGUCCAGCCCGCUGCCCAAUGGCCUGCCCGCCACCGCAGCCAGCGGGCAGUCCAGCAACUACCACAAGCUGAAAAAGGCCUGGUUGACCAGGCACUCAGAGGAGGACAGGAACACCACGACGACCAGCGCAGCCCCGGCGGUCUGCGCCAAACCGGAGAAGGUCCCCGGGCCGCCGCCGGCUACAGCCAGCGCCUUGCAGAGCAACAGCGCGGCCAUGGCUGAGAUGAUCAAGCCGUGCUCCGUCAACCUCAUCGCCUCCACCUCCGGCAACCCCGAGAAAGGCAAGGAGAGUGGCGUCAAGGUGAGCGAGCGGGCGCCGGAGGAGAAGGCAGCGGCGGCGGACGCGGGGGCGGAGGAGAGGAAACCUUCCACCCCGGGCCGGAAGGCCAGCAAGCGGACGUACGAGUCGGGCUCGGAGAGCGCCGGGGACGACUCCGACGCCAGCGAGAGUAAGACGGAGGCCCGGGCCAAGCGCCAGCCCAAACCCACCUACAAGAAGAAGCAGAACGACAUGGCCAAGAGGAGAGGGGACAACGACAAGGACGAGGACGACGUCAAGCCCAACGGCGUCUUCAGGUCCGCCCGGGAGAAGACCAAGCUCAAGCUGGCCAGCAGCAACGGCGUCCCGCGCUCGGUGCUGAAGGACUGGAGGAAGGUGAAGAAGCUGAAGCAGACGGGCGAGUCGUUCCUGCAGGACGACUCGUGCUCAGAGAUGGGGCCCAACCUGCAGAAGUGCCGGGAGUGUCGGGUGCUGCGCAGCAAGAAGGGGGAGGAGCCGGCGCACUCGCCCGUCUUCUGCCGCUUCUACUACUUCAGACGGCUGUCGUACAGUAAGAACGGGGUGAUCCGCAUGGACGGCUUCUCCAACCCCGAGCAGUUUGACCAGGAGGCCCUGGCCCUGUGGCUCCCCGGGGUGCUGGAGGAGAGCCUCCUGGAGCGAGGCACCGCUCGCUACAUCCUGGGCUUCAUCGGGGACAAGUUCUGCCAGAUGGUCUCCACGGAGAACAGCGCCGCCUCCUGGGUCCGCAAGGAAGUCAAGCUGGCGUGGAAGCGAGCAGUGCGCGGCGUGAGGGAGAUGUGUGACGCCUGCGAGGCCACACUCUUCAACAUCCACUGGGUGUGUCAGAAGUGUGGCUUUGUGGUCUGCCUGGACUGCUACAAGGCCAAGGAGAGGAAGAGCUCCAGGGGCCCGCACUACAAGGAGCUGUACGCCUGGCUGAAGUGUGUUAAAGGACAACCCCAUGACCACAAGCACCUCAUGCCAACACAGAUUAUACCGGGCACUGUGCUGGCAGACCUGGUGAGCUCAAUGCACUCCCUGAGGGACAAGUUCAGCAUCGCCUCCCACUGCCCCUGCAAACCGGCCCCCCUGCACAAGCUGCCCUCCACCAACGGGGUCUCCCAGGUUCUUCAGAACAUGUUGAACCACAGCAACAAGCAGCUGGCGCUGGUGAAGGCCGAGCCGUGUUCCCAGCAGAGCUUUGAGCGGGGCGUGGCCGAGACCAACGGGGGCGGGGCCAGAGUGGGAGGAGGGGGAGGGGCCGGGAGUCCCAGCAGUCCCCUGGCCACGCCCCCGGAGUCCCAGUCACCGCUGCACUUCCUAGCCGAUCUGGCCGAGCAGAAAUCCAGAGAGGAGAAGAAAGAGAACAAGGUGCUGCUGAAGGAGGAGCGGGAGGGCGAGAGCGUGGAGGUGCUGCAGCAGUGUAAGACCUCGUCCCUGGUGGGCAGCAGCACGGAGCAGGGCUCCACGCUGAGGGACCUGCUCACCACCACCGCCGGGAAGCUGCGCCUGGGCUCCCCCGACGCCGGCAUCGCCUUCGCCCCCGUGUACUCAACCUCGUCACAGGGCGGUAAGGGCGGGAGGACCAUGCCUAACAUCCUCGACGACAUCAUCGCCUCAGUGGUGGAGAACAAGAUCCCCGCCAGCCGCCACAGCGCCAAGCUGUCCAUCAAACAGGAGCCCCUCCCCCCCAGCCACCUCCCCACCCCCGCCGAGUUCCCCAAGGUGGACGUCAAGAAGAAGCCGCCGGCCGUCACCGCGGCGACGCCCGAUGACGCCCCCAACCAGUACCCGGACGUGCCCCACUGCUGGCUGUACAACAGGCGGCUGCUGUGGCUGAAGGACCACCGCAACGACAGCAACUGGAGGCUCUUCAGGGAGUGCUGGAGGCAGGCUCAGCCGGUGUUGGUGUCGGGGGUGCACAAGCGACUCAACCCCAGCCUGUGGAAGGCGGAGUCCUUUAAGCAGGAGUUUGCGGACCACCAGGGAGACCUCCUGAACUGUAAAGACCAGCUGGUCUCCAGCUCGGGCAUCAAGGAGUUCUGGGAUGGCUUCGAGGACAUCACCAAGCGUCCCAAGUCGAAGGAUGGAGAACCCAUGGUGUACAGACUGAAGGACUGGCCCUCAGGGGAGGAGUUCAUGGUUCUGAUGCCCACCAGGUACGACGACCUCAUGAGGAACCUUCCCCUGCCGGAGUACUGCGACCCAGAGGGGAGCCUCAACCUGGCCUCCCACCUGCCCUCCUUCUUCGUGAGGCCCGACCUGGGGCCCCGACUCUGCUGUGCCUACGGCGUGGCGGCCUCCCAGGACCAGGAUUUUGGCACCGCCAACCUUCAUGUGGAGGUCUCCGACAUCAUCUCCAUCCUGGUCUACGUGGGCGUGGCCAAGGGCAACGGGGUCCUGUCCAAAACCGGUGUGCUGAAGAGGCUGGAGGAGGAGGACCUGGAUGAGAGCGUGAAGAAGAGGCUGAAGGACUCCAGCGAGACGCCGGGAGCUCUGUGGCACAUCUACCUCCACAAGGACCUGCACCACAUCAGGGACUUCCUCCACAAGCUGAGUAAAGAGCAGGGAUUGGACAUGUCCACUGAGCAGGACCCAAUCAGAGAGCAGGGCUGGUACCUGAGCAGGAAGCAGCGGCAGCAGCUGUUGGAGGAGCACGGGGUGCAGGGCUGGACCGUGGUGCAGUUCCUGGGAGACUCUGUUCUGAUUCCAGCGGGGGCCAUGCACCAGGUGCAGAACCUCCACAGCUGUGUUCAGGUCAUCAACGACUUUGUGUCCCCGGAGCACGUGGCCAACUCCUUCCACCUCACCCAGGAGCUGAGGGCCGCCAAGGAGGAGGUCAACUAUGAGGACAAACUGCAGGUGAAGAACAUCUUGUACCACUGUGUGAAGCAGGCGUUGGCCACCCUGAGGAGGGGAGAAGAGGAGGAGGAGGAGGAGGAGCAGGAGGAGGACGACGACGACCGUUCAUGACCCCCCCGUCCCCUUCAGAGCGGACUAGAACCGGGGGGGGGCCCGGUCCACGCUGGGGGACGGGUCUCUGACACCCUGGUGAUGUCAUCGGAGCUGGGAAACACACACACGAGGAACAUUCACACAAACCAGACAGCAUCCUCUUCAUCAUCCACCCCGUCACCAUCAUCAUCAUCGCCAGAACCAUCUUCAUCCCAAACCUCUAGUGCCAAAUAGCCUGGGGCCAGGCAGGCCGGACAGGGCUGGGCCACGACAGAGCGUGGCUUGGUCGCUCCAUGCUGGGAUUGAUCCAACGAAGAGAGAGAGACGGACGGUCCAAACCUCCUCAUGUGUCCUGAGGGCACCGAAGCCCCCCCCGCACGGCCCCCCGCGGCGUCCAACGAGGAGCUCAAACCCAGCAGGGGAGGUCCGGUUGACACGACGACGCUCUGACCCUCCCUCUCACGCUCUUCCUCUAUCCCGGUGCCGUACUCCUCUUCAGGGCACCCCCUCUACUCUGAGGCUGUCUGUGGGACUGUCUGUGGGACUGUCUGUGGGACUGUCUGUGGGACUGUCUGUGGGACUGUGUGUGUGUGUGUGUGUGUGUGUGUGUGGGCCUUUGUGUGUGUGGGUCUGUGUCUGUGUGUGUGUGGGUCUGUGUGUGUGUGUGUGUGUGUGUGUGUGUGUGUGUGUGUGUGUGUGUGUGUGUGUGUGUGUGUGUGUGUGUGUGUGUGUCUGUCUGUGUGUGCCGACAGCCCUGUAGGCACGGCUGUUAGUCUAUCAUCACAGCAUCACCAGCAGCAGCCAGCAGAAUCAGGACAAUAACUGUGAUUUGUAACGAGAAUGAAAAAUCCUGAAAAAGUUUGUUUUUUCACAACUUGAAGAAAACAGAAAUGUGUGCGUGUGUGUGUGUGUGUGUGUGUGUGUGUGUGUGCACAUUUAUGUAUGACGUUUGCGCGUGUGGUAGUUUUUGUGUCUGUGUUUUUUUGGGUAACUGUUGUUUUAUUUUCUUUAAUUUCAGCCUUGUUAAUUUGUUGUCUCUUUCAUAAUGAACAUUUCCUCUGAAGAUGUAUUUAUUUUAUAGCUCUAUGAUUACUGGAUGUUAUUGAGAUAAGAAACGCAUUCAUGUAAAUGUAAUUAUGUACAGUUUUAUUAUGUUGUUUUUUUUCUACAUGAUUUUUUGUUGUAAUACGGCUCUACUGUGAUGGAGGACACACACAAACACACACAAACACACACACACACACACGUACACGCACACAAAACCAAGUCAGGCACAGACACAUCCAUGCGCACACGCACAUAUACACCAGCUGAUGCCUGUGACUUUGGGAAUUUUUGCUAAGCUCUGCAGUCCUCAUGCCAUAAAAUAAUUUUUAAAAGUGUAACUGCCAAACUAUUGUAAAGACCGUGUAAAGUUGUAUUAUGUAAAGAGAAAAAAACAAUUACUUAUACACUUCAGCAUUUUAUUGACAAAGUAUUCACUGUAAAAUUGCAACAUUUACAAAAAAGAUGUAAUUUAUUUAAGAAAAAUUAAUUGUCUUGUUUCUUGUUUUGUUUAAAAUUUACUAUGGUCGAUUUUUGAAGUUUAAUGGUUUAAAAAAGAAAAGCUAUGAUCUGUAAAUAUAUACAUAUAUACAUUCACCGAGGUAUUUUUUUAAAAAAACAUGGCUUGCUUCAAUUUACAAAUUUAAAGUGCAAGUGUUACAUGCUUUGUACGUUGAUUGAAGUUCUAAAAGGGUUUUACAUUUUCCAUUAAAAAUGGAUUUAUCAAACA